CAAACGCGCUAAGACCACUGUAGAGGACGACGAUCCAUGGCUCGAGAUCGCUUGCGGUGUCGCCGGUGAUGCCGAAGGACAGGGGGCAGCUGCUGCCACGGCAUCAGCACCUAUUUAGCCUCGAUGGCGAGGGUUCGCAAGACGAAGAGUUGGACGACGAGCUCGCCACCCUCGUGGCAGACGAGCCCCCGCGUGCUGCCAAGCAGUCCCCUCUGGCGACGGCGCUGCUGAAGACGGCCCUGGAAAACCCGGGUGGAGUUCGUUCAUUGCUACGGGAGCAAGCGGAGACGGCCGCGCAAGGGUGCGGGUGCCAGACACCCCUUGCGCAAUGGAAGAAAGGCGACCCGGGCGGGGUUACAACCUGUGGGCGCCAACAGGCCCAUAUCAUCGCUGGGGUGUCCAUCCAGCAUGUGCUCGACCGUCAGAAGGCGAGGGACAGCGAAGGCGACAAUGUGCCGUACGUGCUUGCGCGCACGGUUAGGAGCAAUCUACAAUACUUGGCGGCGCAAGAGAUUGGGGCUACUGGGCAAGGAAACCAAUGCCGGCGCGGAAUGUUUUGCAGCCGCUAUGGGCAUGUUUUGCGGCAAGGGGAAGGAGGGCAUUCCUCGUGAUGUCGUUCUAGCGUUGCUGACGCACUAGUAGGCUCGCAUCCACGGGUCUGUUCGAACGAGAGGCCUGGUUGAAGUCGACAGAGAUGUUUUUUUUUUGUGGUUGUCUAGUUGCACUGGCGGACAGUGCGAAACUUUCGCAUAAAAAAAUAAUGCGUAAGAGAAAGUACCAGGGUUGUUGUUGGGGGGCUACUCAGGCGUGCAUGUGUGGGCAGAGGGGGACUAGAGGUUCUGCGCUCGACGUUUUUUUU
Molecule: messenger RNA, 859 nt
Organism: Ectocarpus siliculosus
Lineage: Eukaryota; Phaeophyceae; Ectocarpales; Ectocarpaceae
Source: the annotation of a GenBank genome assembly